Messenger RNA from Ananas comosus (pineapple), 812 nucleotides. Its product is annotated as putative lipid-binding protein At4g00165. The record is from RefSeq and is a predicted model, not a curated record. The transcript has a single exon. Bases 61 to 501 code for a protein of 146 amino acids. Lineage: Eukaryota; Viridiplantae; Streptophyta; Magnoliopsida; Poales; Bromeliaceae.
UGUGCGUGCGCCUACGUAAGCUCCUCUAUAAGAAGAACCAACCGGUAGAGCACCCUUAUCAUGACAGCAAAUAGAGAAAAUAAAUCAAGUGAAAGAGCCAUGGCUAGCAAGACCCUCGCCACGCUCUCACUCACCCUCUUCCUCCUCUCCUCUCUGUGCACCGCAAACAAAGUCCCAUGCACGCCCAAGAUCCCCACCCCGACGGUACCGCAGGUGCCUCCGAAGGGCCCUCCCGUGAACCCCUUCUGCCCGUGGGACACUGUCAAGCUUGCGGCGUGCGCGAGCUUGCUUGGAGGAGUCAGCGACCUGGCUGUCGGAGCGCCGUUCGGCAGCAGGUGCUGCACGCUUCUUGAGGGCCUCGCGGAUGCCGAGGCGGCUGCCUGCCUCUGCACCACCGUCAGCGAGAGCGUGCUGGGGAUCACCACCGAGUGGUCUGUCGCUCUCAGCUUGUUGGCCAGCACUUGCAAGAAGGAGAUCCCGGAUGGGUUCAAGUGUGUUUAGAACUUGAAAUAUACUUGGAGGACUUCCAAGAUAUUUUGUAGUUGUUCUUGUCUCUUGGCUGAGUUUGCUAGUUCAUGGUGAAAGAAGGAGAUCCCAGAUGGGCUCGAGUGUGCGCAGAAUUUCUUUUUUAAAGAAUUUUAAUUGUUGUUCAUUGUUCGGUGCAGUGUAGCUAAAAGCCAAUUUGGAUAUAUAGUGCUAUUAGCAUAGUUGUUUUAUGUGUAAUCUUGAGUUGGAAUGUUUUAAUUAUUUCUAAGAUAAAAAUUUGAAUAGCUUUGUCAGCCUAGCUAGUUGGCGAGGCAUUUAGUUUGUUA